AUGACAGAAACUGGAAACUAUAACUUUUCUCAAUCUAAUGCACCAAAUAAUCAACAAUAUUAUUUUAAUCAACAACAAUUAAAUGGGCAACAUUAUUUUAAUCAACAACAAUUAAAUGGGCAACAACAAUUUAAUAACCAAUUAAUACAGGAUGAAAAUAAAAAUGAUUUAGAAAAAACAAAUAGAUAUUGGUGUUCCUUUUAUAUCUUUUAUGGAAUUUUUUUAUUUCUUACUUUUGCAUUUCUUGCAAUUGUAAUGAUCUGUAGUGAGGAUUUUAGAAAUGGAAUUCUUAAAGUUAUUGGAAUUAAAUUAAACCAAUAA
Messenger RNA from Hepatospora eriocheir, 321 nucleotides. The record is from the annotation of a GenBank genome assembly. NCBI's taxonomy places the organism in Eukaryota, Fungi, Microsporidia, Hepatosporidae.